ACGUGCGUAUUUGUAUAGCGUUUGUGUCAUUUCACCUAGGCGGUGCUGAGCAUUUCCUUUCUGCGAUUGUCUCCUCGGCUCUGGCGGCUCUGUUUCCGCAGGAAUGGCUUUCUUACUGAGCAAAACCGCCAUGUUUUCUCGCUCUCUGUCUCAUUCUCAGAAACCGGAAGAUCCUUCUUUCCUUUCACGCCGUCGACUCCACAUCGAACCGGGUGCUCGGGAGAAAGCUCUUUUAGAAGAAGACCCUGCUUUGAAGCGGUUCAAAUCGCAUAAGAAGAGUGUCUGGCGACUCAAAAGAGUGGGGGACGUGCUCACAAUUGUUGUUGUUGCUGGCUGUUGCUAUGAAAUCUAUGUCAAAGCAGUUAUGCGGGAAGAAGCUCGGAAACAGGCACGGGCUACUAGUGAGGGAGCAUGAUGGACAUUGUACAUCUGUGAACAUUUUUCUUCUGUUCAUCUACUUUAAGAUCACUAGCUUCUAGAGGUUUCAUGUGUUUUUGUAGUUUCAUGCUGUCUGAAUAAGUGAUGAGCCUAAUAGUUCCAGUUGGUUGAAAUGAAACCAGGAACUGGGAGGGUUCAAAAAAGGGUGGAUUGUUUUUUUAACUGAGUUAGUUCAGGAAAUUUGGUAAACAAGGACUGUUCAUGGAGCGACAGGUGAAGAGAUAUCCUUGUAAACUUCGAUUUUCAGCAAAAUGAGGGGUUUGGAUAUCUGCUUGCACCAAUCGAAACAGUGCUUUCUUAAAUCUUGUAUAACCAAGUUGGACGGGAAUGUUGUAAAGCAUGUUUGUUAGCGGAA
Messenger RNA from Macadamia integrifolia, 793 nucleotides. RefSeq names its product succinate dehydrogenase subunit 7B, mitochondrial-like. The coding region runs from base 104 to 415 and encodes 103 amino acids. The transcript is spliced from 4 exons. Lineage: Eukaryota; Viridiplantae; Streptophyta; Magnoliopsida; Proteales; Proteaceae. The record is from RefSeq and is a predicted model, not a curated record.